CAUCAAUAGAAUGCACAUCUUUGGAUGGAAACACAGCUAGUGUUGUGUAGCUUGUGAAUGCGUUGUGUUUUUCAGGGCAGUGUUGUUCUGCAGUGUGAGGAUGAAGACUCUUGUGUGUGUCUGGAUGAUGAUCUGUCUCUGCUACUGUGCUGAAGCCACUGCCUCUGACCUCCUGCGGGAGAGUGCUGUGAGCUGGCUGGGGGCUCUGCCGUGCGGCAGCUGGGACUGUGAGUGUGCGUUCAGUAAACUUCAGGGCUGCUGCUGCGUCUCCAGCGCUCUGGAUGAUCUGGAGCAGGCCACCUUCAUCCGCAUGAUGGGCUUAUGGGACGGCCUGAUGCGCAUCAACACACAAGUACAGGACAUCACAGCUGGCUGUAAGAUAGCCUUCACCGCCGCCAUGCUGCCCAUGAGUGCGUGUUUCGGGCCUUUCACCAGCAACAUGUCCAUCUCUUACCAGUCUGUCUCGCUCAAUCAGGGGAACGGCUACAAUCCUGCGCUGGGUGUGUUCACCGCGCCCCACGCGGGCACGUACUCCUUCUCCUUCACGGUGUACUCCAAACCGGGCAGCGCUGGCGAGCGGCUAUACCAGAAGCUGCAGCUGGUGAAGGACGGGACAGUGCUGGCCUCAUCCUGGGAGGAUAACCGUGAGGACUCGGAGGACAGCAGCUCUCAGACGCUCCUGCUGCAGCUCAGACGGGGCUGUCAGGUCUACAUGGAGCUGCUGUCCGGAAGGCAGAUCUGCGGAGACACGCAGGGCCUCAACACCUUCAGCGGAUUCCUCAUCUACCCCUCCUCUGAGGAGCUGGGGAACUAACACACACAGACGAACACACAUACAGUACUGUGUAAAAGUCUUAGAAGCCAGCUCUCAGAGCCUAAAAGUGCUGGGUCAUUACUUUUGGGUGAACUACAUGCCUUUAAUACACAAGCAGAAAAUCUGUGCACAAUAUAUUCAGAACAAACAUACUUCUGGAAUCAAAAGACCAGCAUUAAAAGUGUGUUUAGCGUGACCUCCACCAAGAGCAAGAGUUGAACUUUUUUGUAGAGUCUAUUCUGAAAUGAUAUCUAAUGUUGGCAUUUCUAAGAGUUCUUCUGUAGAUUUAGCAUGAUCUACCUUUCUUUUUCUCUCAUACUGCCUAUAAUAUCGCCUAUACAUACUGUGUAUAAUAUUCAGGUCUGGACUCUGUGUAGGCCAUUUCAUGACUGUCUUUGUUUCAUCAGCUGUUUUUCUCACCAUCUAUGACUUCCUUACAUUAGCAGUGUGUUUAGGGUCAUUAUCAUGCUGAAAAAUAAAACUAUUACAAAUGA
Molecule: messenger RNA, 1308 nt
Organism: Danio aesculapii
Lineage: Eukaryota; Metazoa; Chordata; Actinopteri; Cypriniformes; Danionidae
Gene: cbln18
Product: cerebellin 18
Exons: 4
Coding region: 101-814 (237 amino acids)
Molecular function (GO): protein binding
Source: RefSeq, a predicted model, not a curated record